CAGUUGGAGAACUGAAAAGUGAACUUCAGAGACCUCUUUCUUCUCCAGUGCAGGGUUCACCAAGCUCCAGUCAUGGUCUGUAUCUGGAUGGUAUAGACCUCAGAGUCAGGAGCAGCAUUGCUUGUACUAAACCUGCUGCACUCAUCCCUUCUUAUGGUUGUGCCAGUGUCUCACUCUGUACCCACGCAAGGUGAUGGAUGGCAGAGCAGAGAUGGAGGUUGUGAGAACCAUGAAAGGAAAUGCUGCUGGGGAGGUCAGCGUUCAUGUGGUCACCACUGAGAGCACCGUGCAGACCACCCACCUACCAACGACUGCCUUCAUCUUACCAGCAAAUGCCACUACCAUCAACCUUCCUACAAGCACCUUAGAAAUCCAGCGAUUCCCCAGGGAGCCACCAAGAAACACAGGGGCUGAGAGGCCAGAGAAGGGAGUAGGGAGCGAACCCAUCACAGCCACUGUCAUCCCCCAGAUCAGUGGGGUGCAGACCUGCAACACAGUCCGUGUGUUGGAGUGGAAAGAUGGAGUGGCUACUUUGCCUGGGAGUAACCUGCGGUUUCGAAUAAAUGAGUAUGGGACGCUGAAGGUGGUGAGUGCUGAUAAGAUGCCUCCAGCAGAAGCUAUAAAGGAGGGUCAUGCGAAGAAAGAUGGGCAGUCAGAUGUGGCACCCACUAGCAGGGACAAUACUAUUGUUGCUCAGGAUGUGCCAGAGCAACCCAAACUGCCUACAGCAGAUAGCAUUUGCCACUGUGAUACCUGUGGCCGGAGACAUGUAUCAGAUGGAGCCCGGGAAGGCAGGGGUUUCUGCAGUGAGCAUUGUCACCAGCAGUUCAAAGAAAGAUCUGUCAUUGUGGAAAACUCUGCCAGCAGCACCAGUGCCACUGAAAUCCUCAAGCCAGCGAAGAAACGAAAGAGGAAGGACUACCAGAGCCCUUCGGAAGAAGACUAUGAAUCUGAGCAAAUGGAGGAAAAGCAGGAAGAGCUGAAAAACUCUGUGGGAGACUCUGCCAUCAGCAAUACAGAGGCUGACACUUGGAGCCAGCACGGUACAGAGGGGCCAGGUGCCAGCGAGGAGAAGAAAGAAGGCUGGUCUUGGGCGUCCUACUUGGAGGAGCAGAAAGCUGUCGCUGCCCCUUUAGAUCUCUUCCAGGAUUACCAAGUAGCUUCCCAGCACAAGAAUGGGUUUAAAGUGGGGAUGAAGCUGGAGGGAAUUGAUCCACAACACCCAUCCAUGUACUUUAUCCUGACGGUGGCUGAGGUAUGUGGCUAUCGGAUGCGUCUUCACUUUGACGGCUACUCUGAGUGCCAUGAUUUCUGGCUGAAUGCUGACUCCCCUGACAUCCACCCUGCUGGCUGGUUUGAAGAGACAGGACACAAACUCCAGCCUCCAAAAGGUUAUAAGGAAGAAGAAUUCAGCUGGACAAACUACCUGAAGAUAACAAAGGCACAGGCAGCUCCUAAGCACCUCUUUGUGAUCCGAAACACUCGUGAGGCUCCCCCAGGCUUCGAAGUGGGCAUGAAGCUUGAGGCUGUGGACCGCAUGAAUCCUUCCCUGAUCUGUGUUGCCACAGUGACUGAUGUGGUGGACGAUCGCUUUUUGGUGCACUUUGACAACUGGGAUGAUACUUACGAUUACUGGUGUGACCCCAGCAGUCCAUACAUUCACCCAGUCGGAUGGUGUCAGGAGCAUGGCAAACCCCUCACACCUCCUCAAGAUUAUCCUGACCCUGAUAAUUUCACCUGGGAAAAGUACUUAAAAGAAACAGGAGCAUCUGCUGUCCCAGCUUGGGCUUUUAAAGUGCGCCCGCCCCAUGGCUUCCUCGUCAACAUGAAGCUCGAGGCAGUGGACAGGAGGACUCCUUCCCUCAUCCGAGUGGCCAGUGUGGAGGAUGUGGAAGAUCACAGGAUAAAAAUCCACUUUGAUGGUUGGAGCCACAUAUAUGAUUUCUGGAUUGAUGCAGAUCAUCCAGACAUACAUCCCAUAGGCUGGUGCUCAAAAACUGGUCAUCCACUGCAGCCUCCUCUUAGGCCAAAGGAACCAGCUUCUUCUGCUCACUCAGGCUGCCCAACCCUGGGCUGCAAGAACAUCCCUCAUACCAAGAGCUCCAAGUACAGCUUUCACCACAGGAAGUGCCCAACACCGGGUUGUGAUGGAUCAGGACACGUGACAGGGAGAUUCACAGCACACUACUGCCUCUCAGGGUGCCCACUGGCGGAGAAGAACCAGGGCAGGCUUAAGGCAGACUUGUCUGACACCGAGGCCUCAACUCGCAAGAGGAACCUGAUCGGCUUCCCUCAGCGGAAGAAAUCUCGGCACCAUGGGAGAGGGCGACCUCCAAAGUACCGGAAGAUCCAACAGGAAGACUUCCAGACUAUUUCUUCAGACAACAUGCACCAGUCGCUCUUCAUGUCUGCCCUGUCUGCCCAUCCUGACCGCUCACUAUCACUGUGUUGGGAGCAGCACUGCAAACUCCUACCAGGAGUGGCUGGCAUCACAGCAACCACAGUAGCCAAGUGGACAAUUGAUGAGGUCUUUAGCUUUGUUCAAACUCUGACGGGUUGUGAGGACCAAGCCAAGCUCUUCAGAGAUGAG
This is a messenger RNA of Lagopus leucura (white-tailed ptarmigan), 2590 nucleotides long. RefSeq names its product L3MBTL histone methyl-lysine binding protein 1 (gene L3MBTL1). The annotation marks the transcript as partial. The record is from RefSeq and is a predicted model, not a curated record. Gene Ontology annotation, cellular component: nucleus. Gene Ontology annotation, molecular function: zinc ion binding. NCBI's taxonomy places the organism in Eukaryota, Metazoa, Chordata, Aves, Galliformes, Phasianidae. Gene Ontology annotation, biological process: regulation of DNA-templated transcription. The transcript is spliced from 22 exons.